Messenger RNA from Saprolegnia diclina VS20, 1185 nucleotides. RefSeq lists its product as hypothetical. The record is from RefSeq and is a predicted model, not a curated record. Gene Ontology annotation, molecular function: RNA binding; double-stranded DNA binding. Gene Ontology annotation, cellular component: transcription export complex 2. The transcript is spliced from 5 exons. Lineage: Eukaryota; Oomycota; Saprolegniomycetes; Saprolegniales; Saprolegniaceae. Gene Ontology annotation, biological process: post-transcriptional tethering of RNA polymerase II gene DNA at nuclear periphery; poly(A)+ mRNA export from nucleus; transcription elongation by RNA polymerase II. Bases 1 to 1185 code for a protein of 394 amino acids.
AUGAGCGCAGCCGUCAUCAAGGAGAUCGCGGGCUGUCUCCAGCGCAAGCAGAGCGACCGGCUGGCGCAGAUCCUCUCGGCGUCCUUCGAUUUGACCGUCAAUGAGACCGACAUCGCGCUCACGGGCCAGUGCCAAGCGGCCUUCACGGGCGGCUUGCAGGCGUACGCCAAGGUCAUGGCCGCGCUCUUCAAGUCCAAGCGGCAUGCGCAGAACGGCCGGUUCCAGCAAGCGUACGACGAGCACAUUGCUGGCUACACCGAUUUUCUCGACAUUUACCGCGAAGAGACCAACUGGAUCAUGCCCGUGCUGCACACGCUCGUGUACGAUGCGCGCAUGCUCGCACUGAAAGCGGACCUCGAGAUCUCGAACGAGCGCGGCAACCAAGUCCAGGACACGCUGCGAAACGCCGAGCAAAACAUCAAGCGCGCGUUCUCCAUGUCGAGCAACGACCGCGCGUCGCCCGAGCUGAGCAAGAAGCCCGGCACGCUCUACGUCGUGAACCAGCUCUUCAAGAUCUACUUCCAGCUCAACACGAUCCCGCUCUGCCGCAACCUCAUCCGCGCGAUCGACCUCAUGGACUUCAACCGGUUCGAGAAGCGCGACCAAGUGACGUACAUGUUUUACGUCGGCCGCAUCAACAUGUUUGAAGACAACUACGUCAAGGCCGAGACGUGCCUCAUGUACGCGUGGCAGCACUGCCACAAGCAGUACAGCCGCAACAAGCGCAUGAUUCUGCAAUUCCUCGUGCCCAUCAAGCUCAGCUCUGGCACCAUGCCGUCGCCGCAGCUCCUGGACGACUAUGCGCUCGACGAGUACAAGGGCAUUGCCGACGCGAUUCGCGUUGGCAACGUCGCGCUCUUCAACCAGUCGAUGGCGCAAUACCAAGACAAGUUUAUCCAGCGCGGUGUCUACCUCCUCAUGGAGAAGCUCAAGCCCUUCGUCAUGCGCAACCUCUUCAAGAAGGUGUACCUUGUCCGCGAGAAACACAACCACGUCAAGCUCACCGACCUCCAGAACGCGAUCGCGUACCUCAACAUGUCGGAGAUCGACAUGGACGCGCUCGAGUGUCUUCUCGCCAACCUCAUUUUCAAAAACUACAUCAAGGGCUACAUCUCACACCGCCUCAAGGUGCUCGUGCUCUCGAAAGUGACGCCGUUCCCGCCCAUCACUGACGUGAAAAACUAA